Myxocyprinus asiaticus (Chinese sucker) is the source of this 1581-nucleotide messenger RNA. RefSeq names its product DNA-(apurinic or apyrimidinic site) endonuclease 2-like. The coding region runs from base 530 to 1558 and encodes 342 amino acids. Gene Ontology annotation, molecular function: DNA-(apurinic or apyrimidinic site) endonuclease activity; double-stranded DNA 3'-5' DNA exonuclease activity; phosphoric diester hydrolase activity. The transcript has 5 exons. Gene Ontology annotation, biological process: base-excision repair. Gene Ontology annotation, cellular component: nucleus. The record is from RefSeq and is a predicted model, not a curated record. NCBI's taxonomy places the organism in Eukaryota, Metazoa, Chordata, Actinopteri, Cypriniformes, Catostomidae.
UUUGCAUACCGAUCAAUGUUCAGGUCAUCUGACGUUGUUUGACAGAUUGUAACAUGGAACAUCAACGGGAUACGAACAUUUUAAAAUGGCAUUAAAAAAAGCUCUAGAUUCAUUCGAUGCUGAUAUCAUCUGCGUCCAAGAGACUAAAGUUACUCGUAACUGCACGCGGGUUUUUGAAUGGGUUGAUAGGAGCUCCUUCUUUUAAUUUAAUAACUCUUUCAGUAUUGCAUAAUGCAUAACAUUUUUCCAGGUGACCUAUUGGAUGAAAAGACCGCGAUUGUUGAUGGCUACAAUUCACACUUCAGUUUUAGCCGAGGACGAAGUGGAUACUCCGGUAAACGGCACCAUAAAACAACCAACAAAUUAUAGGAGUUGGUACGAAUGGUUUCGCAGAAGAUUCAUGUCCAAUUAGUCCUAUGUUUUGCAUUUGAAAUGUCUCGUUUUGUGUUGCGACCUUCUGUAAAGAUACUGGUACUCCAUUCCUGGAUUGACAGGUCUGCUCACCAGUCAUGAAGGAGUAUUGGUUGCUAUGGUGACCAGUGGAGCAGACGGACCAGAGAAGCUGACUGUGAGUAAUGUAUACUGUCCCCAUGCUGAUCUGGACAAACUGGAGAGAAAACAGUACAAGCUUCAGUUUUACAGGCUCCUACAGGUCAGAGCUGAAGCCAUUUUGAGCUCAGGGAGUCAUGUGAUUGUCUUGGGGGAUGUGAACACUUCUCAUCAACCCAUAGACCACUGUGAACCAAAUGAUGUGGUGCCAGGCAGACCAACUACGGCACAUGUAUCGACUACAUCUUUUCCAACUGCUCUCUGGUCGAAACUGCUUUUAUUGGAGCGGACAUUAUGCGUGGAGGGAUCCAAUCACUGCCCUGUAUGGGCACAGCUCAUCUGUACCCUCCUGCCUAGUCCCAAGUGCCCACCCCUGUGCACGCGUCACAUGCCAGAAUUCACUGGCAGACAGCAGAAACUCUUACGGUUUUUUGUCAGAUUUUCUGAGAAACAGAACAUUUCCAAAGACUCUGAAGAGAGUCUUCCUGGAUCACAGGAUUGUGAGGAAAUCCGAGAAAACCUGAAUCCUCUAGUACAGGGAGAAAAUGUUGCGAAGAAGAGAUCCACAGAUAAAGAGGCGGAGACAACUGCGCACAAAGCCAAGAGAAGUACGCAGACAAAAACAGAAAGUAAACCUAAGGGCAGUCUUUUAGCCUUUUUUAAGCCUACACAAACACAACUGAACUUGAGCCUGAAACAAGUAGAAAGCUCUGAGCAUGGCAGAGGUACUGAGAGUUCAGGGUGUCAAAUCACCAAUACUGGACUGACUGAUGAAACAGACUGCAAUACUAUGCACCACAGUGGUAUGCAUAAGGAAAUGCAUCUCUCCUUGGGAGCAAAGACUGAAAAUCAGGAUGAAGUGGAAGAAGAAUCUACACCAGUACACAUGUCAAAGGACUGUAACAAAGGGCUGUCCUCUGGCUUUUGGAAAUUGGUCUUACAUGGACCUCCUCAGCCGCUGCCAUGCAAGUCACACAAUGAGCCCUGUGUCCUACGAACUGUAAAAUAGGCAGGGCCUAAUUUAGGCUGGCA